AUGCAGUUAUACAAUGUCUUCGAGUUUGCCAUAGUGCGCGACCAGCUCAUCGCCAACACGGUGCUGGUAGCCGUGAGCACCGUGGCGAUCGUGCUGCGAUUCGUGUCUCGGCGGAUCCGGCACAGCAAGAUCUGGUGGGACGAUAUCUGUAUUAUUGGCUCUAUGCUCAACACCUAUGGCAUGCUUGCGAUGCACUUUCAUUAUGCGCGCAUUGGCAUGCGCCGUCACAUCACCGAACUGCCCGUUGAAAACACCAUUUUGAUCUUCAAAAUGCUCAUUGUCUACCAGAUCAUCUACUACAACUGCAUGGUCUUGGCUAAAUUUUCCUACCUCUUCUUCUACCUUCGCAUUUUCGUCACCCCUGGAUUUCGCAUCGCCGCGCAGGUGUGCAUGGGCUGUGCUGCGGCCUACUGGCUAGGCAGCAUGCUCCAGAUUUUCCUCAUUUGCCAGCCCUUCGAGAAAAACUGGAAUUCCACCCUACCCGGCCACUGCGCGAGCAUGAAUGUGGCGUUCUCGACCAUCGGCGCCUUCAACCUGGUCACUGAUUUAGCGAUCAUGGCCCUCCCAGUACAUCAUAUCUGGAAACUGCAGACCUCGACAGCCACAAAGCUUGCAUUGUAUGGCAUCUUCGGACUUGGGCUAUUCAUCUCGGCCAUCACGAUCAUCCGCAUCCGCGUCCUCACCACCGUCAACUUCGCCGACCUCCCCUACAGCAUGAUCUGGGCCGCCUUCUGGAGUGUGGCCGAGCCAGCCCUCGCCAUUCUCAAUGCCUGUGUGCCCAUGAUGCGCCCCGUCUUCAAAGCCGCCUUUCCCGGCCUUUUCUCGUCAGCCAAAGCAGCCUAUUCGUCGCAGACCGGGGCGCAGUCAGGGGCUUCGGCGGGCGCAUUCCGGCGCAUGCGCGACAUAGAGAGCGAACUCCCCUUGACCCAUCUGGAGCCGUCCAAAAGCAGCGGCCGAGGCCAAGACUAUGAGGUCUCCUUGAACGACCGGUCGCACGAUGAGGUGGAGUCGGAGCGCGCGGUCGGGCAUCCGUAA
Aspergillus homomorphus CBS 101889 is the source of this 1035-nucleotide messenger RNA. RefSeq lists its product as uncharacterized. Lineage: Eukaryota; Fungi; Ascomycota; Eurotiomycetes; Eurotiales; Aspergillaceae. Bases 1 to 1035 code for a protein of 344 amino acids. The record is from RefSeq and is a predicted model, not a curated record. The transcript is spliced from 4 exons.